Rotaria socialis is the source of this 1230-nucleotide messenger RNA. The record is from the annotation of a GenBank genome assembly. NCBI's taxonomy places the organism in Eukaryota, Metazoa, Rotifera, Eurotatoria, Philodinida, Philodinidae.
AUGGAUCUCGAUCCCAUGAUAUCAAGUUCACAAGAAGAUUAUUCAUAUUCCGAUUAUGAUAAUCGACCUAUUCGACCAAUGAAUCAAGAAGCAUUCAAUGAAACACUUGCACGAUUACCUAUUCUUAUUGACGAAGAUGAUUACAAUAAUCGAACGAAUGGUAGUUCCGAUUCAAGUAUCAAUAUAAAAGCUCGUUUAACAAAUCGUCGACAACCAAUACUUGCCUAUUCGACCCGACGAAAAAAUAAUCUACAAUCAUCAUCAACAUCUAAUACGAAUAACAAUCAAUCUUUAUUACAUGUUAAUACAACGACUGGAACACCGAAAAGUAAUAAACGUAAAUUAGGUGGAUGUACACCAACUGUUACUCCUUCAGCAAAUAAAGUUAUCAAACAACUCGAUUGCCGACAAGAAUUAAUACAGUUAAAAGAAGAAAACAAACUUCUUGCACAAGCAAAAGAAAACUUACAACUUGAAUGUGCUUUAUUAAAGAAUUCCCAUGAAACUGAUUUGGAGAAUUUCAAACAAGAACAUCAAACGACUAUUGACGUACUUGUGGAGGAAUUUAAAUUACAACGUGAACAGUUCGAUGCGUCUAUUGCCGACAAAGAACAGUCAAUAAUUCAAACUAAUCUUGAACUUGAUAAUCUUCGAAAUGAUCAUACUUUAUUAUUAGUUGAAAAAGAAACACUCGAAAAAAUUGUUGCCGAAUAUCAACUAUUUAAAGACGAAAUGACUAAUAAACUGAAUGAUAAUGAAAUGACAAUUAAAAGUCUUCAAGAAGAAAUCGAAAAAUUAACCAAAAUUCAGCAGCAACAAAGACAAGAAAAAAAGUCGAUCAAUAAAUCUACAUUAACUAAUGGCCGAAUGCCAUUGAAAGGAACAUCGACUGAUAGGCCAAGAACAGCUGGUAGUACUCUUUCUACAAACACAAAAACUGAACUAAAUCGAUCGAAAACCAUUACUAAGAUGUCAGUAACACGAGGAACUAAACAAGAUGAGCUCACAACAAUACCGUCGUCUUCUGUGCAUAUAACGUUGAAUAAAUCAAAUUCUUCGACAGGUUCAUCUACGUCGACAAAAAAACUACCUCAAUUUAAAUCUAAAAUUAAACCAAAUGUUAUUAUCGAAGAUAAAAAGAAGUCCGUUUCUUCUGUACCAUUGAUUGAAAAACGAACAAGUCUUAUAUCGACACGUACGAGAUCGAAAGUUGUUCCUACGAAAUCAUGA